Messenger RNA from Capronia epimyces CBS 606.96, 984 nucleotides. RefSeq lists its product as uncharacterized. The coding region runs from base 1 to 984 and encodes 327 amino acids. The record is from RefSeq and is a predicted model, not a curated record. Gene Ontology annotation, molecular function: oxoglutarate:malate antiporter activity. Lineage: Eukaryota; Fungi; Ascomycota; Eurotiomycetes; Chaetothyriales; Herpotrichiellaceae. The transcript is spliced from 2 exons.
AUGCAAGGUCUACCCAACGCCAACGCCAAUGCCAACGCCAGCACCGAGUUUCGCCAGAAUCCCAUCUACAAGGCCACACUCCCGUUCGUGAUCGGCUGCCUGUCCGGGUCCGUGGCGACGAUAUGUCUGCAACCCAUCGACAUGGUGAAGGUGCGGCUGCAGCUCAUCGGCGAAGGCAGCAAGACAGGGCCGAGCCCCAACCCGUUCCGCGUGGCACGCGACAUUGUGGCCCAAGGCAAGGCGUCGGAGCUGUAUUCAGGCCUGUCUGCAGCUCUGCUCCGCCAACUCGUCUACGGCACCAGUCGACUCGGACUGUUCUUCAGCUUCGAAGACGCGCUGAAGCGCCGCGCCACACGGGCCGGCACCAACGUCACGUUCAGAGAGCGCGCGGCGGCCGGGCUCGCGGCUGGCGGGCUGGGAGCGCUGAUCGGCACGCCGACCGAAGUGGCCUUGAUCCGCAUGCAGUCUGACGGCAUGCGACCGCCAGACCAGCGGGCGAACUACCGGUCGGCCUUUGACGCCAUCAACCGCAUCGUGCGCAACGAAGGCCUGCUGGCCCUCUGGAGCGGUGCCAAUGCCACCGUGGUCCGGGCCAUGUGCACCAACUUUGGCCAGCUGGCCUUCUUCUCCGAGGCCAAGGGCCAGCUCCAGAAGGUGCCGGCCAUAUCGGACCAGACGCGCACCCUGGCCGCCGCCGCCGUCGGCGGCUUCUUCGCCGCCUUCUUCAGUAUGCCGCUGGACUUUGUGAAGACGAGGCUGCAGCGCCAAUCCGGCCCGGCCCAGUCGCAGUCACGGGGACAGUCGCCCGGACAGUCGCUCCACUACAGGGGCAUGUGGCAUUGCUUCACCAGCACCCUGAAAACCGAAGGCCUGCUGCGCUUCUACCGUGGCUUUGGCACUUAUUUCCUCCGCAUGGCCCCGCACACGGUCAUUUCGCUUGUUAUUGCCGACAACCUUUCGAGGCUUCUGAAGAAGGAUCAAUAG